This is a messenger RNA of Cetraspora pellucida, 255 nucleotides long. Lineage: Eukaryota; Fungi; Glomeromycota; Glomeromycetes; Diversisporales; Gigasporaceae. The record is from the annotation of a GenBank genome assembly.
AUGCAAGCUUUAGUUAAUUCCAGGGCUUCAGAAUGCUUCUUGGAUUUCGCUCUGGCUCAAGAACUCAACUUACCUAUUCUUAAAAAAAAGUCAUCAUUAACAGUUGAGAUAGUCGAUAGUCAGAAGUUUUCAUUAGGUGAGAAAGAAGCUUACAAGUUACCUAAAAACUGUCAAUAUGAUUGUGAAAUCAAGUUAUUACCUAACUCGCAACCUUCUUGGGGUCCCAUUAAUGAAUUGUCCACACAAAGAACUUGA